Aspergillus versicolor CBS 583.65 is the source of this 1821-nucleotide messenger RNA. RefSeq names its product endonuclease/exonuclease/phosphatase family protein. NCBI's taxonomy places the organism in Eukaryota, Fungi, Ascomycota, Eurotiomycetes, Eurotiales, Aspergillaceae. The transcript is spliced from 3 exons. Gene Ontology annotation, molecular function: catalytic activity. The record is from RefSeq and is a predicted model, not a curated record. Bases 1 to 1821 code for a protein of 606 amino acids.
AUGAGAUCCUUCGCAGCCCUGACAGCCUUAUCCUGGGUCCUGCCCGCGGUGGCAGUGACGAUCAGCGAGAUCAAUGGAAACGCUUAUCUCUCGCCACUUAAAGGAGAAAGUGUUUCUGACGUGGAGGGCCUUGUAACAGCAAUAGGAGAAGAGGGGUUCUUUCUGCGCUCGACCAACCCAGACUCUGACGAUGCGACAUCUGAGUCGAUCUACGUCUAUGGAAGCAGUGCCGUUUCUGAGGUCACAGUUGGAGACGUUAUCACGCUUAGUGGUAAGGUGUCUGAGUACCGUUCCCAGGCUGCCUAUCUGUACCUAACAGAACUCACCUCGCCGUCGAGCAUUGUCGUCAAGUCAAGCGAGAAUGAGGUUGCGCCUGUUGUUAUUGGCAAAGACCGCUCGCCUCCAACAGAGAUAUACUCUGGCCUCGAUGGUGCCGAUGGGGAUGUCUAUGCUCUGCCGAACAACGCCAGCCAGAUCUCUGCGAAGAAUCCUGUUCUCGAACCUGAGCUCUACGGGAUGGACUUCUGGGAGAGUCUGAGCGGCGAGCUCGUUUCCCUCACUGGAGCGACUAUCAUUACCAAACCCAACCAGUACGGCGAUGUCUUUGUGCGAGGAGACUGGGCCGUCUCGGGCCUGAACGAGCACGGUGGAUUGACCAUGAGCGCAAAUGAUUCAAACCCCGAGGCCAUCAAAAUUGGAACUCCUCUCGACGGGACCAACAACUCCGACACCUCCAAGGUCGGAGACACCGUAGAGGACAUCACUGGCGUCGUCCAGUGGAAGUUUGGCCAGUACAUGGUCCUCCCCCUCACAGCCCUAACCGUGACGGGGUCAAACGACACAACCGCCUCCCCCUCCACCCUAACUGGCGACGGAACCUGCGAAUCUUUAAGUAUCGGCGCCUACAACGUCGAGAACCUAACCCCCAGCUCCGACCACAUCUCCAAAAUCGCCAACCACAUAGCCGACUAUCUCAAUGGCCCCGCGAUCAUGUGCCUACAGGAAGUCCAAGACAACAACGGCGCCACAGACGACGGCACCGUCACGGCAAACCUCACCCUAUCCAAACUCACAUCCCUGAUCUCCGACGCCGGCGGCCCAUCUUACAACUUCACCGAGAUCCCACCCAUCAACAACGCCGACGGCGGGGAGCCAGGUGGUAAUAUCCGCGUGGCAUACCUAUACAACCCGGCCAUUGUACGCCUGCACAAUGCUAACCCCGGCACAUCCGCCGACGCAAACGAGGUGCUAGUCUCGCAUGGGCCAGAGCUGAAAUUCAACCCUGGACUUAUCGACCCCGAAAACGAGGCUUGGGAUGCGUCGCGUAAGCCACUCGCCGCUGCCUGGGAGACGGUUGAUGGGAAGAACAAGUUCUUCACGGUUAAUGUGCACCUGUCGAGUAAGGGCGGUGGUUCGGCUAUACAGGGUGAUGCUAGACCACCCGUUAACGGUGGUGUUGAGCAACGCACCGCGCAGGCGGAAGCCGUCGCUUCCUUCGUAUCUGAGAUUCUGGCUGCCGAUGCCAACGCGAAGAUUCUAACAACAGGCGACUUCAAUGAUUUUUCCUUCGUCUCGCCGCUGGAAACGUUUGUGAAGAAGUCUGGGCUUCGUGAGCUGGACGAUAUCGUUGAGAUUCCUGCGACAGAGCGGUAUACGUACAUCUACGAUUCGAACCACCAGCAGCUGGACCACAUGUUUGUGUCGGAUGGGUUGGCCAAGAAUGCACAGCUGGAGCAUGUUCAUGUCAACACUUGGUUGAAUUAUGAUGAUGCGGCGUCGGACCAUGAUCCGUCUGUUGCGGUGUUUGAUGUUUGUGAAUGA